Molecule: messenger RNA, 2109 nt
Organism: Rubroshorea leprosula
Lineage: Eukaryota; Viridiplantae; Streptophyta; Magnoliopsida; Malvales; Dipterocarpaceae
Source: the annotation of a GenBank genome assembly
ACUAUUUCAGUUAUCUUUCCUAUGUGAUGGAUGUUGCCACACCUACAGCUGACUGUCUCAAUCUGGUGUAUGAGUUGUUAAUGCCUGUUGUUAUGAAGGGAAACAGCAAGAGCACACUGAGUCAUCAAGAGAACCGUAUCUUGGCAGAAGCCAAAGACCAGAUAGAGCAGAUCCUUUCUCUAGUUUUUGAAAACUAUAAGUCACUUGAUGAAUCAUCACUCUCAGGCAUUCUGGAUGUCUUCAAGCCUGCAACUGGACUUGCAGCACCUGCACUGGAACCUGCUGUCAAACUGUACACCCUUCUUCAUGACAUAUUAUCUCCAGAGGCACAGAAUAAUAUGUGUCACUAUUUCCAGGCUGCUACAAGAAAAAGAUCAAGAAGGCACUUGUCUGAGACAGAUGAAUUUGUUAGCAACAACAAUGAGCCCAAUUCCAUGGACACUGUUGCCAUGUCUACUGCUUACCAAAAGAUGACUUCCCUUUGUGUAAACAUCAAAAAUGAGAUUUUUACUGACAUUGAAAUUCACAACCAACAUAUACUUCCCAGUUUUAUAGACCUCCCAAAUUUGUCCACAUCCCUAUACAGCACGGAGCUUUGUAAUAGACUGCGUGCAUUCCUUCUUGCAUGUCCACCUUCUGGCCUUUCACCACCUGUUGCUGAACUUGUCAUUGCAACAGCAGAUUUCCAGUGGGAUCUUGCCAACUGGAACUUGAGUCAUGUGAGAGGUGGAGUAGAUGCCAAAGAAUUAUUCGACUUGUAUAUCAUGGUAUGGAUUCAAGAUAAGCGCCUUUCUCUGCUCGAAUCAUGUAAAUUGGACAAGGUGAAAUGGUCCGGAGUUAGGACACAACAUUCAACUACUCCUUUUGUUGAUGAAAUGUAUGAGCGGUUGAAAGGGACUUUGAGUGACUAUGAAGUCAUCAUAAGUCGAUGGCCAGAAUAUGUUUUUGUGCUGGAGAAUGCCAUUGCUGAUGUUGAGAAGGCAGUAUUGGAAGCCUUGGAUAAGCAAUAUGCAGAUGUUCUAUCCCCGCUGAAGGAAAAUCUGGCACCUAAGAAAUUUGGCCUCAAGUAUGUGCAGAAAUUUACCAAACGAUCGGUAUGCUCCUAUAUGGUUCCUGAUGAGCUUGGAAUCCUGUUGAAUUCCAUGAAAAGGAUGCUUGAUAUCCUACGCCCCAAGAUAGAGGCACAGUGUAAAUCAUGGGGUUCUUGCAUUCCUGCUGGUGGAAACACUGCUCCUGGGGAGCGUCUUAGUGAAGUUACAGUGAUGUUGAGAGCCAAGUUCAGAAGCUAUGUUCAAGCUGUUGUUGAAAAACUUGCAGAGAAUACCAAGUUGCAGAACUCAACAAAAUUGAAGAAGAUUCUCCAAGACUCAAAAGAAAUGGUUGGAGAGUCUGAUAUUCGAAGCAGAAUGCAGCCACUGAAAGAUCAAUUGGUAAAUACGAUAAAUCAUCUUCAUACUGUCUUUGAGACCAAUGUCUUCAUUGCAAUCUGUCGAUCGUACUGGGAUCGGAUAGGGCAGGACGUUCUAAGUUUCUUGGAGAACCGGAAAGAAAAUAAAUCAUGGUAUAAAGGCACAAGAAUUGCUGUAUCUAUUCUGGAUGAUACCUUUGCAUCCCAGAUGCAACAACUUCUUGGUAACUCACUACAAGAGAAAGACCUGGAGCCGCCAAGAUCUAUCAUGGAAGUGCGCUCCAUGCUCGGCAAAGAUGCCCCCAACCACAAAGACAAUGGAUACUACUAUUAGAUGGUAGUAGAUAUGGUUAAGAUGCAGAUGUCAAUAAGUUAAUGGUCCAUUUUGAAAAAAGAAUGGAGCUUGGAAAAUGUCGUGGACAAGUUGCUGUGAGAUGAGAUAAUCUCUACAGCCUGGUGGCAAACAGAUAAGUGAUGACUGCAUUUGGUCAUCGAAAUUUACAAUGGUAGCUCUUCCAAUUUUGUAAGGGAGCAAGUGCUCAGCUGCUCUACAUAUAUAAUGUUUACACAUAUUGGUAUAGAAUAUAUGCUGAGAAAAAUGAUUUUUCCUCGUUUUCUUUGGGGGUUACCCAAUAACUUGUCUGAAGCCGCACCACAAUCUCAUUUAUUUUUUUGGUACAUAAUAACGGGUUAUCCAAUCG